AUGAAUAUCGCACGACAAAUUCACACAGCGACUACAUUAGAAAAUGGAUCAAUAUUAGUUACUGGCGGACAGAACAAGUAUAUUCUCGAUAGUGCUGAAUUGUACAAUCCAACAACAGGUAUUUGGACAACGACAGGAAGCAUGAACGUCGCACGAUAUCAUCACACGGCAUCCACAUUAGCAAAUGGACUAGUAUUAGUUGCUGGUGGAGUCAACGGCCCUCAUCUGCUCAAUAGUGCUGAAUUGUACAAUCCAGCAACAGGCACUUGGACAAGUACAGGAAGCAUGAGUGUCGUACGAGCAUAUCACACAGCAUCCACAUUAGAAAAUGGGUUAGUAUUAGUUACUGGUGGACAGCAUAGUAUGAUUAUCAAUAGUGCUGAAUUGUACAAUCCAUCAACAGGUACUUGGACACCCACAGGAAGCAUGAAUGCCGCGCGAUAUCUUCAUACAGUAUCUUUAUUAGCAAAUGGAUCAGUAUUAGUUGCUGGUGGAUACAACGGUGAUAAUUAUAUCGAUAGUGCUGAAGUAUACAAUUCAUCAACAGGCAAUUGGACAACUACCGGAAGCAUGAGUGUUACACGGCAAUAUUACACGUCAUCCUUAUUAGCAAAUGGAUCAGUAUUAGUUAUUGGUGGGCACAGCAGCGAUGGUGUUCUCAGCAGUGCUGAAUUUUACAAUCCAUCAACAGAAACUUGGACAAUAACAGGAAGCAUGGAUUUCUUACGAAGCCGUCACACAGCAUGCUUAUUCGCAAAUGGAGUAGUACUAGUUGCUGGUGGAUAUGCCAGCGAUGCUUAUCUCAAUAGUGCUGAAUUGUACAAUUCAUCAACAGGUACUUGGACACCCACAGAAAGCAUGAAUGUCGGGCGAUAUCUUCACACAGCAUCCACAUUAGUAAAUGGGUCAGUAUUAGUUGUUGGUGGGUACAACAGCGGUGGUGUUCUCAAUAGUGCUGAGCUUUAUCAAUCGAUAUAG
This is a messenger RNA of Adineta steineri, 978 nucleotides long. The record is from the annotation of a GenBank genome assembly. NCBI's taxonomy places the organism in Eukaryota, Metazoa, Rotifera, Eurotatoria, Adinetida, Adinetidae.